AUGCUGAAAUCAAAAAAGGGCACUAUCAGGGAUGACGACGACGACGGCGACGACCAUGAUGACUUCUUCGGCACUUUUCGGCUCGACGACAACCGCGACGACCACGACCACGACCACUGCGACAAAGUCGACAACGGGGGUCGACUCGCCAGCCUACGCGACCAGGCUUAG
Molecule: messenger RNA, 171 nt
Organism: Canariomyces notabilis
Lineage: Eukaryota; Fungi; Ascomycota; Sordariomycetes; Sordariales; Chaetomiaceae
Exons: 3
Coding region: 1-171 (56 amino acids)
Source: RefSeq, a predicted model, not a curated record